AUGGCGUUUUCUCCUUUCAGGUCGGAGGCCGCUUGCGCAGAGUCCCCGUCUUCCGGGAAUCGUGGCGUGCGAAAGCGCCGAGUUCUCCUAGUUUUUGUCAGCUCGAUUAUGCUGUUUGACUCCUUCUCUUUUUCAUGGUGUGUCCGCGCCCUGGGUGACCCGGGUUCUGCAUCUGAUCCAAGCUGUUUGACCGAAGGGAGUGUCAUCAUGUGCGUUUGCAACAACAAGCCAAGUGAUCAAAAAGAUCUCACGGCAAUUGUCUCAGAGAAGCGAAAUGCUCUGCAGAUAAGUUGCAAAACAGAUGCCUUAACUUGUGCUCCUGGUGGCUUACAGGGCACCAAUGUCUGUCCUUCAACCACAACAACACUCGCGGAUUGCAAAACAGCCCCGUUCAGGGGCUCCACUGCGCCUGUAGAUAUCAAUUCCCUUCUCAUUGGUCCUACAACAGUCUCCUGGGAGAAUGCAGACAACGCUGUCGCCGGAUGUACCUCUAAGAAGAUGACGGUCCCUCCUGAAAAUUUCCCCCUUGUCGAUCAAAAGUUCAUUGUCGGUUGCGUAGACAGGAGCGACCAGAGCGGAUCAAUGAAGGUGACUGUGACGAUUGAAGCAAGAGCCAGCACGAUGCAAGACCACAUCGUCAAAUGUGCGUACGGAAAGAAGAGCAAUCCAGCACACCAAGCCGUCACACUGAGUCCGGAGAAGAACAGCUUCACUCUGGUGUGCGGGACAGCUGGAGAAGUUCUGCCCACAACCUACGAAACUAACUACUGUAUCAGUGACAACGGGGACGACGCGACCGCUUCGUGCCAGGGAUCAUACGCAGAAAUUUUUCCGAAUUACGAACAGACUUGGUGGACCACUACCGCAAACACCAACGAAUACAAGUUCACGAUUCCAGAUGGGCAGUUCCCGGCAGAGGAACAGAAGAUUACGGUUGGCUGCCAGAAGACAACCACUGAGUCGGGAAAACAGAGGACGGACAGCGAAGAAAAGGAUUCGAGUGUGUGCAGUGUUGACGUGACUAUUGUGGCAUCUGCAGCUUCAUCUGCAGCGUUGACGAGUGGCCUGGCUGUUACGUUGGUGUCGAUCGUGGGGAUUUUCUACACAACUCUAUUGUAG
Neospora caninum is the source of this 1119-nucleotide messenger RNA. Its product is annotated as SRS domain-containing protein. The record is from RefSeq and is a predicted model, not a curated record. Gene Ontology annotation, cellular component: membrane. Lineage: Eukaryota; Apicomplexa; Conoidasida; Eucoccidiorida; Sarcocystidae. Bases 1 to 1119 code for a protein of 372 amino acids. The transcript has a single exon.